AUGACCAAAACCGAAGGUUUCGGAAGGCUUUUCCAGAACUUUGAGAACGUCAUCGCUCCAAAGGAGUGCAAAAUGACUGGUUUAUUCUUGAUUAAGGCCAAAGUUUGGGAAAUCUCAAUAUUUUAGGAACGGUUCCCAAAUAUUUGAAGGGGACGAUGGUCCGAAACGGGCCGGGAAUGUUUGAAAUCGGAGAUUCCAAGUAUAACCACUGGUUCGACGGUAUGGCCUACAUCCAGCGCUACCAUUUUCAAGAUGGAAAAGUAACAAAAGCUUUGGGAAAAUUGGAAAGAAAGAAUAAUUUCAGAUGUUCUACUCGGCUCGCUAUCUGGAAUCGGAAGACUAUUUGGAGAACAUGAAAAAGCAGAGAAUCGUGAGAAGUGGAUUCGCCACCACUGGCUUUCCGGAUCCGUGCAAGACCGUUUACCAGAGGUUGGAUAUUCCUUGUUUUUUCUUUGAUUUAUUAGUCCGGUCCUGGCCUAUAUGUUCAUUUCUUCCUUCUGAUCUAUCUGCACCCUCUUUUCCCUCUUCAGUGGGAGAGAGAAAGGUGGGAGGAAAGAGAGCGCAGACAGGUCAGACGCCUUGAAAAAGUCGUGGUGCCUCCAUAGAGCUCAUUUUCCUCGCCACAUUUAGAAUGGCUUAACUCAAAAAACUUUGACUUUUCUGACAUGUAAGUUUGUUUUGGUAAGGCCCAAAUUCAUAGUAAACGAAAUUUGCAGGAACUCGAAUCAUUCUUCUUGCGACCAACUUGUUCCAAAUUCGUUGCGGUUGCAAAUUAGAUAAAAAUGUUCAAGGUACCAACCUUUAGAUAUAUUUCCCCGAGUAGGAGAGGUUUCGAAGUCUAGAAAAAACACCAAAUAAUCAUCAUUACCCUUUAUAGACUCAAAAUUAAAAGAAGAAUCUGUUCUUCAGAUUCUUCUCCCAUUUCUUCGGUGAGGACCCGAAACACGACAAUGCAAACGUCUCGUUUGCCGAAGUUGGCGAUGGCGUCUACGCCGUCACUGAAACGCCGCAGAUGAUCCGAAUCGACCUGGACACGCUCAAGCCAGCCGGCACGGUCAGUUUCUUUCUCAGAAUGAAUAGGAAAAUAAUACUGCGCCAUCAAUCUGUGUGAAGAAUCUAACAAAACAUUUAGAGGUUGUCUGAAGAAAAUUUCAGGAAACCUUCAAAAGAUAUAACUAUUAAAGAAGUUGCAGGCCGACAUGACCGACUACAUCGCCUUGAACACCUGUACCGCCCACCAACUUCUCGACGACGCUGGGAACGUCUUCAACGUCGGCAGCAAGUUCGGAAAAGAUGCCUUCUAUGUCUUCGCCAUCACGAAGAACCCAUUGGACGUCAAAGGUCAGCAUGAUUUUAUUCGAAAAAUGGGGAAAUCAUCUUUUUUAAUCUAAAAAGUGUGUCCAUCCCAACCAUCCCAAGAUUCGAAGAUCGGAAAAAAACUCUUAGCCGCUGAGCUACACGUCCUUUUAAAUAUGUUAGCCAUUUCAGGAGCCCAGAGCGGCCAUUCGAUAGAAGACACGAAAAUCGUCGGCACCGUUCCGUGCUCAGAAACCUUCCAUCCAUCCUACUAUCACUCCUUCGGCAUGUCCCAGAACUACUUGCUUCUUUUCGAGUCGCCUGUCAGACUGGAUAUCAAGAAAAUCUUGAUGAGGUUUGUAAAGCUUGGAAAAAAAGAAAUUCUUUUAGUUUGACCUUCUUGAUAUUUAGAAAAUUUGGAAAAAGGAAAAAUAGAAAAUUAUCGAAAUGAUCUCGAUAUUUCCAGAAAGUUCACCUUCGUCUCUUACGGAGAAUGCCUCUACUGGAAGAAAAACGUCGACGUCAAGGUUUUGAUCGUCGACAAGAGAACUGGAAAGCAAAAGUCAAUCAAGGUGAUUCCACCUGAAAUAAUGUAAUAUUAGGGAGAUUUUCAGUACACGGCCAACCCGUUCUUCACUUUCCACCAUGCCAAUUCCUUCGAAAAAGACGGUUGCCUCGUCGUCGACUACUGUCGCAUGGAGAACGCCGGCAAUUUCGAGACCCUCCUCAUGGAAAACAUGAAAGACGGAACCUUCCAGAAGGUUGUUUCUUGUAAAAAAAAUGCCUUAAAUGGCCCUUAAAACAUGAGAUUAGAGGAGUAAAUUCCAUCUUGAAACGUUUUUCCUUGUUUUACAAAUGGACCUCCUGAAAAACUAGAGAAGUUAUAAAAAAGUGUAAAGAGAUCAAUUUAAAGUGGAACGGAACGAAAAAUCGAAUUCCCGCCAAAAGCGUACUUUGUAAAAAAGUUGCUCUAGGGGCGAAACGUAUUUUAUUAGGUUUCUUUUCGGAACUCGGUAACACAAACCGGGCACGCCCGGGACGUUUCUGAACAAUCCUAGGGAUCUCUUAAGAGUGCUGAUGUCAUUGAAGUGGCCACUAGAAAGCUGAGAAACAUAUAGAUGUUUUUUUUUUCUCUGCGGCUUAACCACGGAUACAUUUUUUCAAUGGGACAAGAAUUUUUUUUUUGAUAUCCUUAGGAUGGCAAAACUCGUAUCGUUGGCCCAAAACUUCUAAUCUUCUUAUUUCAAGAAUCCCAACUUCCUGCCCUACCUCACCCGGAUGAUCAUCCCGUUGGAAAUCCCAAGUGAUGCAAAAACCGGAGACGAUCUUCUGGCCGGACUGGCCUGGGCCAAAGGCUGCAAAGCUGAAUUGAGGAAAAACGGCUCCGUCCAUCUGACUGAGAAGCGGCUCUGCGAACACAGUUACUCCUAACAACCGUUUUAUUUUCAAAAAGAAAAAUUUCAGCCAUGGAAUUCCCUCGAUACCACUCCGAGAAGAUCAAUAUGAGAGAGUACCGAUAUUGCUAUGGGAGCAGUGUUCUUGGGAAGGCGGCUGAUAAUGAUCUCGAAGGGGUGAGAACUAGAAAAAAAUAAAUAGGCAUUUGUUAAAAAAAGCAAUUUUCGUCGAUUAUUGUGCUCGGUACGCAAACAGCGGAAUUGACGCGAAUUCUUUUUUUGAUAAGUUUUUAAGGUUAAAAAGUAUGUUGAAUAAAUGGUAUAUUUAAAUAUUAAGAAGAAUAAAUUCCUAAAUAAAAUAUAGAUAAAAAAACUUCACAAAAAAAUGUUUGAAAGGAAUUUUUUUAAAUUUUUUUAAACUUUUUUUCUCAAAGUUUCUAUCGUCCAGCCGGGUGUUUGCGUACCUGACGCCAAAAUUGACGAUGUCCUCGAUUAAAAUAAUACAUCUCAGUCUUUAAAAAAGUUUUUUUCAUUAAAAGAUUGCAGGUGAUCAAGGUGGACGUCCAGGGUGGAAAGCCAAAAGUUUGGAAACGCGAAAAUCAAUUCCAAGUCUGUGCCGAGCCGAUUUUCGUUCCUGAUCCGAAUGGAGUCGAGGAAGACGAUGGUUUGAAGACUUUCGAAUCUUGAAAAAUAGGAAUUUUCGUUCAGGAAUCCUCCUUGUGCCCAUAAUGACUUUGAGAGAUGGCGAGAAUCCAUUCGUCGUCAUUUUGAAUGCCCACGACUUGAAAGAAAUUGCGAGAUAUACGAUCCCAGAAGCCAGGAUACCUUUAGGAUUCCACGCUUUGUACAAAAAACGUUUCGGAUAA
Caenorhabditis auriculariae is the source of this 3556-nucleotide messenger RNA. The record is from the annotation of a GenBank genome assembly. NCBI's taxonomy places the organism in Eukaryota, Metazoa, Nematoda, Chromadorea, Rhabditida, Rhabditidae.